Messenger RNA from Acipenser ruthenus (sterlet), 1295 nucleotides. RefSeq names its product small ribosomal subunit protein bS1m-like. Gene Ontology annotation, cellular component: mitochondrial small ribosomal subunit. The record is from RefSeq and is a predicted model, not a curated record. NCBI's taxonomy places the organism in Eukaryota, Metazoa, Chordata, Actinopteri, Acipenseriformes, Acipenseridae. The coding region runs from base 77 to 643 and encodes 188 amino acids. The transcript has a single exon.
CCCCAAAUUCUUUGUUCUAUUAUGACGGAAGUGAACCAUCUUCUUCCUUCCGAGUUUGACGUUUGGGGUCAGAAAAAUGUCUGCGUUGUGUAAAGCGGUGUGUGUUUCAAAGAGAGCAGCGGAGUUGGCUCGGAUACCAUGCCGGAGUCUCCUGGGGUUUACGAAACAUUACAGUAGCGGGGAGACGGGUGAAACCCCCGGAAACGAAGAGGGUACCCCACCAGCUGAGAAAAGGCUCGGCGGGUUUGCGGCAGCGUUUGAGCUUCAUUCUGACCUGCAGCAGAAACAUGACAUCGCAGCGGCCACCGUCGGAAAGACAGCCAGCUCCAAGAAGAGACAGUCCUUCGCAUAUCUGUUAAAGCACUCUCCUUUGGUUCAGAUGGGAACUGCCAAGGAUAAAGUCGCAGUCGGCAAAAUCUUCCACAUUGUAAACGACGACCUGUACAUUGACUUCGGUGGAAAGUUUCAUUGCGUGUGCAAAAGACCUGCAGUCGACGGAGAGAAGUACCAGCGAGGCUCAAGAGUGCGUUUGAGACUGGUGGACCUGGAGCUCACGUCUCGGUUCCUCGGAGCAAAGACGGACACCACGCUGCUGGAGGCUGAUGCUGUGCUUUUGGGACUGCUGGAAUCGAAGCCAAAAUAAUAGCGUAAGCCGACUUGGACACUUCAAAAUGGACAGCAGCGCAAAUGUUAAUAUUCCCGAAAAAAAUCUGACACGUGUACAUUCUGAUCAUACGCGGGCCUCCUCAUUGUGUGUGUACAAAUAAACGUGUUAUAUUGAACAGAAAAGGCAUUUAUUGUUCUUCCUGCUCGAUGUAAACGAGCACUUUACUGCUUUUGUUUUCUUGAACACAUUUCAGUUUUUACUGUUGCAAACAAGAAUGUAAGUAACAGUAAGUAAUCCACUAAAAUCACGGCUAAAAAUAACAUGAAAAAGUAGAUCAAGAUUCAUCUUAUUUGGUUAAGGGAUUUCUAUAAAACUCCCAAGUAUGACGUAAGGGUGGUGAUAUUAAAAAUAACUGCUUAUAUUUCUUUAAAAUUUUAACACACCCUUGCAACUGAAGAACUGGAAUUUACUUUUUGUAUAAUAAAUUAUAAUGAAAGUUUAAGUACAUUAAUUUCCGCUUUUCCUCACAAUAACAGCACUGUUUAGUAAAACCUAAAAAAAAAAAAAAAGAUGCGAUUAGUGUCAAAAAAGAGAGAAAGGUUGAAAGGUCACAAUAUCACAUGAUUUCUCAGGAACCAGAGACACAUAUGUGGUGUAACAAAAUCUACCUGUUACCUUAGAUUGAGCA